CUCCUGAGCCCCUGGAAUCAAUAGUGAUGGGGAUAAAACCACCCAGAGCUUAACCUGGUCUCAUCACCAGGAAAGAGGACCACACCUUGAGGUCUCGGCGCUGGGAACGGAGCCAUUCCUGGAUGAAGUCCUGGGGGGUCCACGCUGUAGGCAGCACGCAGGAGGGGAAGGAUGAGUACAUAGCAGUAUCCAUCCCACCCACCUGGGCCAAACCUACACACACUUGGGGAGCAAGAAACCAGACCUGCUGCUUCUCUUUAGAUCAAUCCAAAGGGAACACCUUCAAGACACUUUACUGCCACCUGUAGGAGAACUGUUGUAAUAACCAUACAAAUCUCCCAACCUCUGACUGGCUUGGCCCAGUGCAAAGCUUGACCGGGAGCACUGCCCUUUCCCUCAGAUUCCUCAGACUCUCAGAGAGAGAGCCAGCAGGAAGUCUGAGAGACCCUAAGAACCGCAGGCCCUCAGCUAACCUUCUCCCCUCCGAGGAUGACAAGGGCAUUAUUCAUCUCCUUGUUCAGCUGCCUUGUUGCCAUAAACCAGGCCAGCCUCAUCAGCCGCUGUGACUUGGCCAAGCUGCUGCACCAGGAAGAUUUGGAUGGGUUUGAGGGCUACUCCGUGAGUGACUGGCUGUGCCUAGCUUUUGUGGAAAGCCAUUUCAAUAUGUCAAAGGUAAAUGAAUAUGCAGAUGGAAGCUCUGACUAUGGCAUCUUCCAGAUCAACAGCCACUACUGGUGCAACGAUUACCAGAGUCACUCGGAAAACACUUGCCACGUGGCAUGUCAAGAACUGCUGAGCCCCAAUCUUCUCGCAACCAUCCACUGUGCAAAAAAGAUUGUGUCCAGAGCAGGGGGGAUGAAGAACUGGGCAGAAUGGUCGAUACACUGUGCCGGCCGGCCACUCUCCUACUGGGUAACAGGAUGUCACAUGGGAUGAGGCAGGGUGCAGGCCUGCUGUGGAGUCAUUCUAAAACUCCUCUCCUCCCAUGGGGAUUCUGCCUCUUGCCUCCACUUCAUGUUAUUUUCUUCCCUUCCCAUUUACAAAUAAAACUAACCAGAGCCCCAGGAAUAAAUGGUUUUCUCGGGCUUACUCCUUGUUCCCAUCCAGGCCCAGGACCCUGGCUGCUGAUUGUCAUUUGUAAACCAA
Molecule: messenger RNA, 1146 nt
Organism: Myotis lucifugus (little brown bat)
Lineage: Eukaryota; Metazoa; Chordata; Mammalia; Chiroptera; Vespertilionidae
Gene: LYZL6
Product: lysozyme like 6
Exons: 7
Coding region: 490-936 (148 amino acids)
Biological process (GO): fusion of sperm to egg plasma membrane involved in single fertilization
Cellular component (GO): sperm flagellum; acrosomal vesicle
Molecular function (GO): lysozyme activity
Source: RefSeq, a predicted model, not a curated record